GAGCAGGCAUCAGCGGCGUCAGUCACACACAGGCACCGGCGGGCAGGCAGCGGGCUCCGGGGACAUGUAGCAGGAGAGCCCCGGGGGCCCUGGUGCUGCUGUCGGUGUCAGCUGCGCUGUGUCUGGUUGUCGGCGGGCGGGGGAGGGGCAGGAUGAUGGGGGUCGUCGCCCCCUGGAGGUGGCUGCUCGCCCUGUGUCUCAGGCUGCUCUUUCUUGUGCCCGCAGGAGUGCCGGUGCGGAGCGGGGACGCCAGCUUCCCCAAAGCCAUGGACAACGUGACGGUGCGACAGGGGGACAGCGCCAUCCUCAGGUGCACAGUAGAUAACAGAGUGACCCGCGUUGCCUGGCUGAAUCGCAGCACUAUCUUAUACACUGGUAAUGACAAAUGGUCCAUAGACCCCCGUGUGGUACUUCUAACCAAUACCAAGACCCAGUACAGCAUUGAGAUACAGAAUGUGGACAUUUAUGAUGAGGGACCCUACACCUGCUCCGUACAGACAGACAAUCACCCCAAAACCUCCCGCGUGCACCUCAUUGUACAAGUUCCACCCCAAAUCCUAAACAUCUCUACAAAUAUUACAGUAAAUGAGGGGAGCACUGUAACCCUUCGCUGUCUGGCUACCGGCAGACCUGAACCAGCAGUAACGUGGAAACUUUAUUCUGGAAAAUCUCAUAGGUUUGUGAGUGACGAUGAAUAUCUGGAAAUUACUGGGAUCACUCGGGAACAGUCGGGCCAGUAUGAAUGCAGCGCAGCCAAUGAGGUGGCAGCCCCCGCGGUGCGGCGUGUUACAGUCACGGUGAACUAUCCUCCUUACAUCUCUGAUACUAGGAACACAGGGGCAUCGGUUGGACAGAAGGGUACGCUGCGCUGCUCCGCUCUGGCUGUCCCACUGGCUGAAUUCCAGUGGUAUAAGGAAGACACCAGGUUAAAUAAUGGACUGGAUGGGGUGAGGAUCGAGAAUAAAGACCACCUAUCUAUCCUGACCUUCUUCAACGUAUCUGAGAAGGACUAUGGCAACUAUACAUGUGUGGCAUCAAAUAAACUUGGAAACAGUAACGCCAGCGUCAUCCUGUAUGGUCCUGGAGCAGUGCAGAACAGGAGCAGCUCAGCUUCCACCACCCUGGCCGCCACCUGCCUUUGGUGCUCCAUCCUGUAUUCCCUCACAGCGUUUUGAUGACGCAGGAUAGUGUGGAGGUGGGGGGCUGUGGAAAGACACCCAGAAGCUAUAAACAUGAUAAUCAUCUUCUCCCACCCCACAGGAGAGACAACUCCCAAACACUGUGGGGGAUGCUUCAGCCCUUCCCCAUCCUUCUUUGGGUUAUUUAACGAGAUUGGGGCAGACUGCUGGUCGCAAUGGACCACCCUCAAUCCCAGAUGCCCAGGAAAGCUGGUUUCUUGUGUUGGUGUCUUUUGUAAAUCCCUGUGUGAUGCUCUGCAGGAAUGUAAGAAAUGGUUUGGUGGGAAGAUGACAUACUAAAGGAUCAUAUCCGUGGAAUGCCCAUCCCCCUCCACCUGCGUCAGUAACUCUAGUAACAAUGAACAGUUGUUUCUAAAAGCCACAUGGAGGGAUGCACAGGACACGGAAGAGCUGAGUUACCGGACCUGCAGGAAAACUCAGGCUCUGGCAAACAAAAGGAGGUGAACUUUAGAAUCGACGCUUCCAUAUAAGUGUCACAUUUCAUGAUAUGACCAAGCGCACAGCCAGAAUUAAUCAGUGCACCCAUCUAUCUACACAGCGCACUCCAUCCAGGCCUUGAUGCCCCCCUCUUUGUAACUUAGUCUCCGCACUGUCCUCUGCCUCACUAUCCACCCCCGUACAGUAAGUCCUUCCGGUAGUAUCUGCAUUGAUUCAAUACACAGAGUUUCUCAUUCAUUGUGCAGUGCAAUAAAGAUUAUGUAGUGACCCUGGAGUUCGUAGAAGUGCCUCUGCGGCCACGAUCAGAUCGUCACAUUCCUAGAUAUUGAUGGUUAUUGUAUCAAGCACAUACAGCGUUCAGUAGGGUCUUGUGUAAGGAGAGUGAUUAUGGUCAUGCAUGGUAAGGGUGGCCAUGGAGCAAUGGAGGUCACUGUCGGAGUUCUACUUGCUGAUUUAGAGCAACCCCCACCUGGCCUUCAGAUUCCUCCAUCUGCCUACCAUUCCCAACGUUCAUGAACUGUGAGUAAAAUUGUGUCCGAUCAGUGGCAGAGUUGCAGAGAAUUGCAGCUGGGCUCCACCUCACGCAAGUCAGUGCACUGUCUGGAGCAAGCAGUGGGAAGUGCGAUGCUUUGCAGCACUCUGUCACCGUUAGAUGUCAUUGCAGCAAUAGUUUGAUUCUUUGGGAGGAGCACGUUUAGUGUGUUGUGAAGAAACUGAGUUUGGGAUAUUUUCAUUUGGCUCUUUUAAAACGUAGGAGGCUGGCGUGUUGAAUCCGAGCUAGUCAAUGCAAACACGACCAGAUCGCUGCAUGUUCUACAGCGUUUGUAAACUUUUCUAGGCAAGGAAAGUCAAGAUGGUUGUAAUCCUGUGAUGUGUCAAUAAAGUCUGACAUUUGUAAA
Hyla sarda is the source of this 2536-nucleotide messenger RNA. It is a transcript of the gene OPCML, whose product is annotated as opioid binding protein/cell adhesion molecule like. The transcript has 7 exons. Lineage: Eukaryota; Metazoa; Chordata; Amphibia; Anura; Hylidae. Gene Ontology annotation, cellular component: neuron projection. The record is from RefSeq and is a predicted model, not a curated record. Bases 153 to 1175 code for a protein of 340 amino acids.